This is a messenger RNA of Emiliania huxleyi CCMP1516, 1014 nucleotides long. RefSeq lists its product as hypothetical. The record is from RefSeq and is a predicted model, not a curated record. Bases 1 to 1014 code for a protein of 337 amino acids. The transcript has 4 exons. Lineage: Eukaryota; Haptophyta; Isochrysidales; Noelaerhabdaceae.
AUGUGCCCCACCGAGCAAUGGCGACUCCUCCGCAACCUCAUCAACAGCCAAUCCGGCAAGCCUGGUGCCCUCGUCGUUGAGCUGCCAGAGGGGUCUCUCUUCACCUGGACCGCCUGCUCGCAGCUGCGCGUGCAUCUCGCACACGUGACGCUGCGAAGCACGGGCGUCGGCGCAUCUCUCAACGCCAGUGGCUGCUCUCGACACUUUGAUGUCGCCUUUGGCGGCACGCUGGAGCUCGAUCACGUGCACCUUGUUGAUGGUGGCAAGCAGGCGAGUGGCGGGGCGGUCAAGGUGCGCCACGGCGGGUCGUUGCUCGUGACUGAGUCCUCGAUCGAGGACUCGAGUGUGGUGUCGCUCGACGGUACCGCGUACGGUGGCGCCAUCGACGCAUCAAACGAGAUCGCGAUUGAUCUGGAGGUUGCGCUGCGCAUGCUGCGCCAAAGUCCGUACUAUUCGCUGCAUCUCAACGAGCUCGCGUCGGGCGUCACGGUGCCAGGCGAAAUCGGAUCGCACGGGUUUACUGGUCUCGUCACCAUCCUGGUAUGUCGCGAGAACGAGGGCGCGCAUGACGUGGCGACGGAGGUGAAGGCGGCAGCGGCGGAGGGGCAUAGCUCGACCACGGCCGCACCGGACUCUCCGGACGUGGUUGUGAUCCGCGAGGCUUCAGAGGUGCUCAAGGAAGCCAACGCACCCGCACCGCUCCAGGGGCGCGCCGUAUUGCUGCUUUACCUGAACGAGAAGACCUUUCUUGACCCGUCCGGCACCGUCGCGCGCAUCGUGCAAACGGCAAUGGACCGGCGGAUCGCCAUCGCUCCCGUCGCCGAGCAGGACCCUGCAAGCGGCGGCGUUGCCUUCAGGCAAUUUUUCCAGCAAACACCUCAGGUGCUGCAGCAGCCACCGUACAAGCUCUUCGACACGCUCGCCGUGCCGCUGUACCCGUCGCAGCAGCACCGCAAGAUGAUUAAUCGCAGCGUUGGCGUUGGUUAUCUCUCGUUCAAUCUUCUCUCAACAUGA